AUGGUUAUCGGUAAACACGAAAAGGAAUUGAAAUGUGUAAAAGUCAAUCAAACCUUCCACGUCGAACAUCAAUUGAAAAUUCUAUCAGUUAUUAUGGUUCUCAAAGUUGAGGUUUGUAACGAUGAUGAUAUGCAUCGGGUAUUCGAGAUAUUUUGCCAGGCAUUUGGAACCAAACAUCCCAUGAUUGAGGCUGUUUAUCCAAAUCAUGAUACUCCAGCUGGUCGGCUCAGUGGGGCAAACCGAAUGUUGGAAACUAAGAAUAAAGAACCUCACACAACAUUUCUUAAAGUGGUGGAUACGGACACAGGCGUCAUGAUUGCUAAAGCCAAAUGGAACAUUUGGAAAGGUGUCAUCCCGCCGGAAAAAGAUCUAGAUGGUGAUUACUGGGAGACUGAAGAGGAGAAGGAAUGGGCUCAAUAUAUGAUGCGAGAUUUUUUGAUUAAGCGUCGAACAGCCAUCAAAGAAUCUGAAGGCCAUUUAGUUUCUUUGGAUAUCCUUGCUGUCGAUCCCGCUUAUCAGCGUCGAGGAGCAGGUCGACUUUUGGUAAAAUGGGGAACUGCAAUCGCCGAUGAACUUGGCUACGUGGCUAUAGUUGAAGCUUCUGAGGCCGGUCGUCCACUCUAUGAAUCCGAGGGCUUUGAAUAUGUCGAGCGCUGCACAACAAAUAUACCAGAAAAAUGGGCCGGUCGAAAAGGAGAAGGAUUUUUAUGGAUGGUGAGGCCAGCGAGAAAGUUGAAUUAA
Molecule: messenger RNA, 741 nt
Organism: Sclerotinia sclerotiorum 1980 UF-70
Lineage: Eukaryota; Fungi; Ascomycota; Leotiomycetes; Helotiales; Sclerotiniaceae
Exons: 4
Coding region: 1-741 (246 amino acids)
Molecular function (GO): acyltransferase activity, transferring groups other than amino-acyl groups
Source: RefSeq, a predicted model, not a curated record